Messenger RNA from Lepus europaeus (European hare), 3138 nucleotides. It is a transcript of the gene TDRD5, whose product is annotated as tudor domain containing 5. NCBI's taxonomy places the organism in Eukaryota, Metazoa, Chordata, Mammalia, Lagomorpha, Leporidae. The transcript is spliced from 17 exons. The record is from RefSeq and is a predicted model, not a curated record. Gene Ontology annotation, biological process: spermatogenesis; germ cell development. The coding region runs from base 1 to 3138 and encodes 1045 amino acids.
AUGUCUGAACAAGAGCGGAUACAGGAGUGUCUGAGGAAGGAGAUACGGUCUCUUCUCAUCUCCGCCAAAGAUGGCCUGACCCCGCAGCAGCUGGAGAAGGAGUACCUCCUGAUGGUGGGCAGCCACCUGCCGCUGCGGGUCCUGGGCUACCGCUCCACCAUGGAGCUGGUGCUGGACAUGCCGGAUGCAGUCAGCGUGUGCCCCUGCGGGGAUGGCACCGUGAUACUGAAAGCCAUCCCAGAUGAAACCACCAAAGGAAUAGCAAGUCUCGUUGCAAAACAAAGGAGCAGCCACAAGGUCCGGAACUCUACGCAGAAGGGAAGGGCCAGCGUCUGCUCUGGGCCCAGCUCUCGCCGGCGCUUGCCGUACCGGGGCCGGGUGCCCCCGAUCCUCCCGGCAGCCGUGAAGAGUGAGCUGAAAGACCUCCUGGCGUUGUCUCCUGUUCUCCUUUCCGAUUUUGACAAGGCCUUUCUCAAGCGAUUUGGACGAACGUUCCAGUACGUGCAGUAUGGCUUCCUCUCCAUGUUUGAAGUGCUGAACGCAGCCUCGGAUGUCAUUUCUGUAGAGCAGACCAGAGCAGGCUCCUUGUUGACGCUGAAGAAGAGCGUGUCGGAGGAGAAGCAGCGACGAUGGGCAGCGGGUAAAAUUUUUACCCAGCCAUUUAGAAUGAAACAAGGGUCCUACUCCUCAGGCUCCCCAGCUGCGAAGGCGCGUUUUUCACAGCCGGCUUCAAACACGGAGCCCCCACGGCAGGUGUGGACCGGGGACAAGACUCCGAGGCUCAACGUGGAGACCUCAAGGCUGACUCACACGGAAAAAUUAAACCAGUUGGAGAACUCAUUCAAAUCCGUUCUUGCACAAAUUGGACCUGGAGGGACAGUCAGCCCGGAGCUAAAACAGAAGAUAAAAUUUGUUGUGUCUAAGUUUCCAGAUGGUCUGUUUAUCUCUAAGCUGCUCAGAGAGUUUGAGAUAACUUUUAAAGAGCAACUUUCACCAAAAAAGCUGGGCUUCUUAAAUGUGGUAGAACUUGUUGGAGCUCUUAGUGACAUCCUCCGCGUGGAGUUCAGGGACGGAGAACAAGACUUGCUCGUGUUUGACGCUGACGCGAGGCCCCCGGCUCCUGAUGGAGCUGUUUCAUCAGGCAGAAAUUCGAGUUUAGUUCAAUCAGAUAAGAAAACAGAAGCCAAAGUUUGUAUCUCCAGCCCCCCUAGAAACUCCUUGUCUACUGCUGCUGCCAACGAGACCACAUGGGAUUUCCCUGCAAAGAACCACAGAGAGCCAGAGCCGAAGGUUUACAAGAAGCCUAACCUGGUGGUGAAGCCGUUACAGCUGCAAAUAGACAUAAACAAUUCACAGCUCAACCUGCCAGUGGCAAAUCAUGACAUCCCACCAGAUGCUGUACGGGAAAAGAAAUUGUGCAGGCUCCCACCACUGGACACCAGCACCCUCGUGGGCGUAUUUGUGGAGUACAUCAUCUCUCCCAGUCAGUUCUACAUCCGAAUCUACAGCAGGGAUUCGUCGGAGCUGCUGGAGGACAUGAUGAUUGAAAUGCGGCGCUGUUACUCCAACCAGCUGGUUUCCGAUCGCUACGUCAUGCCGGAGUGUUUCAUCCAGCCGGGACAUCUCUGCUGUGUGAGGAUCUCCGAGGACAAGUGGUGGUACCGGGUCAUUGUCCACCGGGUGCUCGGGAAGCAGGAAGUGGAAGUGUUCUACCCAGACUUCGGAAACAUUGGAGCUGUUCAGAAGUCGUCCUUACGGUUCCUCAAGUGCUGCUACACGAAGCUCCCAGCUCAGGCUAUCCCGUGUUCCCUGGCGUGGGUGAGGCCGGUGGAGGAGCACUGGACACCCAGAGCUAUUUUGCAGUUCCAGAAGUUGUGCGGUUUGAAGCCGUUAGUGGGGGUGGUGGAUGAAUACAUAGACGGGAUCUUGAACAUCUUCCUGUGUGAUACAUCCUCAAAUGAAGACGUCUACUUCCAUCACGUCUUGAGAGCAGAGGGCCACGCGAUUGUAUGCAGAGAAAAUGUCCCUUCUAAGGGUUUCAGAGACCUCAACCCUUUAGCUGUGUACACCAAGUCCAGUAAGGGGCCGGAUGAUAUCCUGACAGAGCUGAGUUUUCCCUCCCAGCAGCAUUAUUUUAAUGAAGACCGAGAGAUAAGUCCACAGUCCAAAGAGAGCGAACUGCACCCUCUGCAGACGACUAAUGAUGAGGAGUCUCUAAAUCACCUUAAUUCUGAGUCAAAGGAGGCAUUAAAGGAUGCAGGGUUUGGUUCCUUGAAAGCCCUUGAUAAGAUCUGUGACGAUGACCCCAGGUGGCCCUUGCUGGAGCCCAAGGAUCUGAGAGAAGAAAUCGAGGAUGAAGUCCCCACUGGAAUGCCUUGCCUGGAGUCAGUGACCAUAGGUGGCGACGUCUGGGAUGAGAACUGGUUACCACUGCAGGCCAAAAUGGGGAGAGGGGGUGACGCUGCCUCCCACCUGCUCACCCCAGGCCUUGGUGCAGAGGAGGAGUGCCCGUCCUGGGAAGAGAUGCCUCAGAAGGACUGCUGUUUCCCCACACCCAGGGAUACGUGGGAUGACUCGUGGCAGCCCUCAGGCCUGGUAAAUGGAGUGAAAGCAGACGUGCAGCAGCCAGAAGGGCCGGGCGCUCAGGAGGAGAGUGCCGGCACAGCUGGGAUCCAGGAGCAACCAAGUCUCGAUGAUUCUCCUGAUUGCUCCAUGCUGCCCAAACUGGAGGAGUUCUACGUCUCUCUCAUCCAGUCCCAGCAGUUGGCAGAGGGGAGCCACGCUGACCCUGACAGCAGCCAGAGCCAGCCAAGGCAGAUGGAGCCCAAGACAGACACGCUCGGCUCCACUCCUGCAGCGUCUGAGGAUCCAGAACAGCACCAUGGCUCUGUGGAGAGCUCUCCGGAAAGCCUGCAGAGUGAAGAUGCUUCUAGUAGCCACGCCAUCACGGUGUUCAGGGACAAGGGCCACGGAGUCCUGGACCAGCUCUCUCUGAUCUUGUCUCCGGAGCACCAGCUUUCUCAAAAGCUCUAUAUUCCUCGGAGUACAGCCACUGCCGCCUUGGGAGCCGCCGCCCGGCUGGCUACGUCCAGGAGCCGCCUCCUCUGGUACCCCAGUGUGAAAAGGAUGGACGUGUGA